Molecule: messenger RNA, 2942 nt
Organism: Anarrhichthys ocellatus (wolf-eel)
Lineage: Eukaryota; Metazoa; Chordata; Actinopteri; Perciformes; Anarhichadidae
Gene: st3gal7
Product: ST3 beta-galactoside alpha-2,3-sialyltransferase 7
Exons: 8
Coding region: 125-1303 (392 amino acids)
Molecular function (GO): lactosylceramide alpha-2,3-sialyltransferase activity
Source: RefSeq, a predicted model, not a curated record
AGCAGCAGCAGCCAUUUUAGCUGCACAGGACACUGCUUUCCCUUUACGCAUGGAGCAAUGGGGAGCUGACAGUUAACCAUCCGCUUUACAUCUCUACCAGGCUGGCUGUGAAAGUACAGGUGCCAUGGUCACGCUGAAUCACUUGAGUGUCGAGACCCCGGACGACGGCUCUCCACUCCUGCCUGAGGCUGCGGAGGCUGCAACACCAACGCCUCUCUUUCACUGGCAGCAAGUGAUUGCAAAGACUGACUCCAGGGAAUCUUUCCUUGGCAGGAGAGAAAACUUUGCCUUCAGUCUGGUGCUGCUCAUUGGAUGCUACUCGGCUAUUCUGAUUCCUGCAUAUCUCCCCUUGGAUAAAGUGGCAGCUGUCAGUGACGACAACCCACAUCCUGAAGAUUUGGUCUUACUAAAUCAGUCAGCCUCCCUACUUUCAGGCCCCUGUCAGCCUCGCUGGUGCUUGAACCACCUCAAGCCCUUGUCAUGUUGUGCAGGCCUCCUAGACAUCCCUGUGUUUGUGCAGCAGGAAAGGUCUGUGCCCUGGGAUCUGUCCCCUCCUCUGGGGCUCCAGGGCAGUGAGGAGCAUCUGGCCCUUGCUCUUGCAUCUCUGCCUCAGCCUGGCCUGCCUCCAUCGCUGAAGAGGGAAGGCAACUGCAGGCGAUGUGUGGUGGUGGGCAGUGGAGGGGUUCUACAUGGGAGCCAUCUUGGAUCCCAUAUAGAUCAGUAUGACAUCAUUAUCAGGCUGAAUAAUGCUCCAGUGUCUGGCUAUGAGAAAGACGCUGGUUCUCGCACCACCAUCCGCCUGAUCUACCCAGAGGCAGCACCUCACUCCGCAAACGAGUACAAAAAGACCACCAUGGUUGCUCUGGUGGUCUUUAAGAGCCUGGACCUGGACUGGCUCACUUCUGUCAUCACCAAACAGCCUCUGAGCUUUUGGUCCAAAAUAUGGUUCUGGAGGGAGGUGGUGGAUGAUAUUCCACUGAGACCAGAGAACUUCAGGAUCCUCCACCCAGAGAUUAUUCAUAAAACGGGACAAGUCCUGCAGAAAUAUGCUCUGAAACAGGGAAACAUGGUGCCAACACUGGGCGCCAGUGCGUUGGUGAUGGCUUUGCAGCUGUGUGACCAGGUGAGCCUGGCAGGUUUUGGCUACGACAUGCAGCACCCUGGGGCCAGGCUUCACUACUAUGAGACCAUACGCAUGGACGCAAUGAAGGCUCAAGUGGUGCACGACGUUAAUGCUGAGAAACUCUUCUUGAGGGACCUGGUGGCUGCAGGAGCUGUGACAGACCUCACAGGUGCUCUGUAAGUCAGCAGAGGGUGAUAAUAUACUGAACCUGACAUGCACUCCUUCCUCUCACUGGGAGCCUGUGUGCAGUCCUCCAUAACGGUGCCCUGCUGGACGAAAUCCUACAAAGUGUGAACUGACCUUUGAAAAUACUCACAGUCUCCCGGGUUGACUGAAGAGUGAGCAAAUUAAAGGUUAGACAAGCUCAUGAUUGGUAAGACUUAACCUAGCAUAUCUAGUAAAUUCAAUGAAUUUAUUGCAUCACUAGCUGUUACGCAUAUAGUAAUGGUCAUAUGGAUGAAUAAUUGUGUCAUCACACAUGGGAACACGAUCAGCGACUGACAUGGCUGAUUUGUAAAAAUAAUGGUUCAAAUAGUGCUAUUACAAUUGUGUUUACAAUGACUCAAUAAACAAAUGAAUGUGAGUACUGAUAUUUAUUAUCUCCACAGAAUAAUCUAAAUUAUUUGAGACAUACAAUAAUACCUAUUGAAGGCUUCAUUCAUACAUGUUAAGACACUAGCAGUAGUAAAGGCAACAAUGGACAGUAUCUGCAUUUAUAAAAAUUGAUCAGCUGCAGUUUUUUAAAAAGUGAACACAACAUUUUUUUUUUAAAGUAUUACUAAUGAAUAGAAAACAGGUCAUAAGUGAGAAUUCAAAAAUAUAUUACAAAAAUCAAGAUAUUCUAAAUACACUUCACACAAAACAGUGCAUGUUGGUGUUUGACUGUGUUCUAAUGAACAACGUUAGGUGAAUCUAUCAGAGGCUAAAUAACCUUACACACCAUGAAAAAGGUGGAAACAUGAAACACAAGCUGGACACCAUAUAUCUAUAGAGAGUAAACAGUUGUUUGCGAAACAAUGAUCGAGUACCUUGGCUAUACUGUGACUCAGUUCAAGUGUGUGGAUGUGUCUACAGCAGUGGAUUGCGUGUAGGCUCCCACAGUUUGCUUGCCAGCUGUCUGCAGUGCUGGAGGAUGAUCUCAGCGGGGAUGACCCCCAGGUGAACUGUCAGCAGCUCGUAACACUUCACCACCUCGCCCUGGUGAUUCUUGCUGUAGUACCUCAGCAGCUUCCUGCAGGACACAUUCCUUUCUAUAGUCAGCAGCACUCUUGUUUGGAUUAAUCACAUCUAUUUUUGGCAUUCGCUGUUUACCUGUAGUAGUCCCAGGCAAGCAUCCCAAUGGGAGCAGAGUCAUCAGGAAGGAUGGGUAUGUCUCCUGCCUCCAACUUGAAGCCCUGAUUGAUCAGAUUUACAACUUAUAUGAUGCUGUAUCUUUUACGUUUACAGUAUUCCAGGGUGCUUAAUUCAUUUUUGUGUUAUUACUGAAUACUAAAACAUGACAUUCCAGUAACGUACAGAUUCAUUUUCAAACCAGAGGAAGUAGCAGAAGUAGAAGUCUCCGUCGCGCAAUGUUACCGUAGAGUAACCCUUCUGGAGAUAACGCUGUGUUGUGUUGACCAGGCUCCACACCUUUAGGAGUGAUUAGUAAGGAGAAAUUUAUUUGAGACAAAAAUGAGCAGAACUAUUGAAGCAGUAAACUAUUUAACAGAAUACUUCAUAUUUUUGGGGGAAAUAUGCUUAUUUCCUUUGUUAGAGAUACUUCGCUUUUAACUGUAUGGUAAAUAUGAAGCUAGAGAAUGUUUUAGCUUAGCUUAGCACA